GUUCAUAAUCCAAAACAUGUGUCUGUACAUAUUCAUGUGGGUACAUUUAUUGUGAAAGGGACUUCAACAAAAACCAGAUCAGUUGUUCUCUUUUUCCGGAAUUUAUAGCCUGAAAGGUCAUGGUCAAAAUGGAGACUAUCGUAUACAUGCUGUUACUAGCCGGGCUCACAAAUUUACCUUUAGCGGCAUCCACUUCACAGUCACCUGGUACAACGGAGUCCGUUACAACAGCCUCUACUACCCAGUCUUCUGUGGGGCCCAGUGAUACACAAGAGUCUGUAACACCGUCUAUGAAUACUUCUGUUACGUCUCUCCUAACAACCUCUGCGAGUGAAGAUCUCAUGACAUCUGCCAGCAGUGAUACAACGACAUCUGCCAGUGGACAUACAAUAACAUCUGCCAGUGAAGAUACAACGACAUCUGCCAGUGGACAUACAAUAACAUCUGCCAGUGAAGAUACAACGACAUCUGCCAGUAGAGAUACAACGACAUCUGCCAGUGGAGAUACAACGACAUCUUCCAUUAGAGAUACAACGACAUCUUCUAGUGGAGAGACAACAGCAUCUUCCAGUGGAGAUACAACGACAUCUGCCAGUGGAGAUACAACGACUUCUGCCAGUGGAGAUCUCAUGGCUUCUACCACUGGAGAUACACUGACAUUUGCCAGUGGAGAUACAACGACAUCUGCCAAUGGAGAUACAACGACAUAUUCCAGUGGAGAUACAACGACAUCUGCCGGUGGAGACACGACAUCUGCCAGUGGAGGUACAACGACAUAUUCCAGUGGCGAUACAACGACAUCUUCCAGUGGAGACACAACACCAUCUGGCAGUGGAGACACAACGACAUCUGCCAGUGGAGGUACAACGACAUAUUCCAGUGGCGAUACAACGACAUCUUCCAGUGGAGACACAACACCAUCUGUCAGUGGAGAUACAACGAUGUCUGCCAGUGGAGAUACACCAUCUGCCAGUGGAGAUCCCUUGUCAUCUACCAGUGGGGAUCCCUUUGCAUCUACCACUGGAGAUACAAUGACAUUUACCACUGGAGAUACAACGACAUCUUCCAGUGGAGAAACAACAACAUCUUCCAGUGGAAAUACAACGAUUUCUUCCAGUGGAGAUACAACGACUUCUGCCAGUGGAGAUACAACGACAUCUGCCAGUGGAGGCACAACGACAUCUGCCAGUGGAGACACAACACCAUCUGCCAGUGGAAACACAACGACAUCUGCCAGUGGAGGUACAACGACAUAUUCCAGUGGCGAUACAACGACAUCUACCAGUGGAGAUCCCUUUGCAUCUACCACUGGAGAUACAAUGACAUUUACCACUGGAGAUACAACCACAUCUUCCAGUGGAGAAACAACAACAUCUUCCAGUGGAAAUACAGCGAUUUCUUCCAGUGGAGAUACAACGACUUCUGCCAGUGGAGAUACAACGACAUCGUCCAAUGGAGAUACAACGACAUCUGCCAGUGGAGAUACAUCUGCCAGUGGAGAUACAACGACAUCUUCCGGUGGAGAUACGACGUCUGCCAGUGGAGAUCCAACGACAUUUGCCAGUGGAGACACAACGACAUCUGCCAGUGGAGAUACAACAUCAUCUGCCAGUGGAGGUACAACACCAUCUGUCAGUGGAGGUACAACACCAUCUGCCAGUGGGGAUCCCAUGGCAUCUACCACUACAGAUACACUGACAUUUGGCAGUAGAGAUACGACACCUGCCAGUGGAGAUACAACGAUAUCUUCCAGUGGAGAUACGACAUUUUACAGUGGAGACACAACACCAUCUACCAAUGGAGCUACGACGACAUUUGGUAGUGAAGAUACAACGACAUCUGCCAGUGGAGAUACAACGACAUCUACCACUAGAGAUACGACGACAUUUACCACUGGAGAUCCAACGACAUCUGCCAGUGGAGAUACAACAUCUGCCAGUGGAGAUACAACGACAUCUGCCAGUGGAGAUACAACGACAUCUGCCAGUGGAGAUACAACGACAUCUACCACUAGAGAUACAACGACAUUUACCACUGGAGAUACAACGACAUCUGCCAGUGGAGAUACAACGACAUCUGCCAGUGAGGAUACAACGACAUUUGCCAGUGGAGAUACCACAGCACCUGUCACUGCAGGUAGCACGAUAUCAGUGACUACAGAUUCCACAACAUCAACGCCCAGAGUUACAACGUUAUCUCCUGUACCAACCACCACUAUGCAGGGCAUCUACACACCUGCUAAAGUGUUGUACAAGUUAAGUGUUCCUAUCACCGUAAACCAGACAUAUGACGCGGCCAAGCAAGAGGAAUAUAAAGUUGAAUUCAAACGAGUACUGACUAUAGCCUAUCAAAAUCUCACAGGAUUCCAGAGUGUUAAGAUUAAUGAUGUAAGGAUAUGUGGCACUGAUUUUGUGUUGCACAGGAAAGGCAGCGUGAUCUGUAACCACACCGUCAGCUUUGACACCAGUGCCAUUCAACAAGGCUCAAAUAAUUCUGUUGCCGCCAUAACAAAAACCAUACACAGGGAGAUAAAUGAGAUAGCUGUCCCUCACCUGAGUCGCGUGCCUAUUGCGAAUGGGUUCGUCAUCAUAGAGAAGUUCGACGCUGAUUUGGAAUCAGCAAUCAACAAAACUGUAAAGGACCCUUGCAACAAUGUUGAUCUUGGAUGCCUCCAAGGAUACAGCUGUCUCUGGUCCCAUGGCGAACUUCUUUGCCAAUCAGACUGUAACACAGGGGGUGCGAGAUGUGGAGAUCACGGGACAUGCGCUCUAAGGGAAGGAAAAGUUACGUGUGUAUGCUUAGCAAAUGAUGACGCAGUUUACAGCGGGGACGAUUGCAGUAUCCGGGUGGAGAAAUUUGAUCUUGAAAAAGACAAAAUAAUCGCCAUCGGCGUCGGAACUGGUGGAGGAAGUCUCCUCGUUCUGUUGUCUAUUCUGGUUAUCCUUACCUGUAAACUACGAAAAUCCAACAAGACCUCGCAAACAUCCCAUUCGCAGUAUGAUGGCAGCUCUCUGAAAGAUUUCCUACCAAGAGAAAUAAGCGGUAGUUACACUGGUCGAUCACAGGACCUAGAGUUACAGGACUAUUCGUAUCUGAACCCGAGCCGAGUAAGGGCGGAGCUGAAAGAUUACGCGUAUCCAUAUUCGUACAGUAAUAAGGCUUUCUCGCAAGGUCCACUGAGGUCAAGGUCGGAGGACUCAGAAUGGCACAUCUAUGUACCCCGCUCUUAUAGAUCACGUGACUAUCAGUUCGUGGACGAGGCAAAACUAGCCGAGAAUUUGAUGACGAUGCCAGAGUUUGGGAAGUGCAUCAUAGACAGACCUAGGUUAUCUGCUCCCAUUUAGGACAUGGUAAUCCGCGUGUCCUGAGGAAGAUUUACCUGAUUCAAGACGAA
Messenger RNA from Liolophura sinensis, 3394 nucleotides. RefSeq names its product serine-rich adhesin for platelets-like. Lineage: Eukaryota; Metazoa; Mollusca; Polyplacophora; Chitonida; Chitonidae. Gene Ontology annotation, cellular component: plasma membrane. The transcript is spliced from 11 exons. The record is from RefSeq and is a predicted model, not a curated record. The coding region runs from base 120 to 3344 and encodes 1074 amino acids. Gene Ontology annotation, biological process: neuron projection development.